AUGGCCACCGAAGGCAAAAGAGACAUUGUGAUCAUAGGAGGGGGCAUAAUCGGCUGCACAUCCGCAUACUACCUCACACGACAUUCGAAAUAUGAUCUCAGCAAGCACAAGAUCACAGUAUUGGAGGCCAGCAAGAUCGCAGGCGGCGCAUCAGGAAAGGCAGGCGGACUGCUAGCAUUGUGGGCAUAUCCUAAGAGCAUUGUGCCACUGAGCUACAAGCUGCAUAAGGCCUUGUCUGAUGAGCAUGGAGGCGAAGAAAGAUGGGGAUACAGAACAGUGCAUGUGGGCCAGGUGGACUGCGUAGGCAGGAACUUGCCUGAGAAGGCUGAGAAAGACAGGCUUGAUGGCAAGGAUGGCGAGAUGGAUGGUCGGAAUGGGGACACAGACAAAGAGCAUGUCAGUCUACAGAAGAGAAGCAAACACGCAUUGGGAAAGCUGCGCGCAGCAGGCAUACCAGCAGAACUCGACUGGGUCGACGCAGACAGUCUGAAAGGCUACGACGAAAUGGGAGAUCCAACCACAACAGCCCAAGUACACCCCUACCAAUUCACAACCUCCAUGGCCCAGCUCGCACAAGAAAAGGGUGCAGAAUUCCAUGAAGACGCCAGCGUCACCAGCAUCAACUACACCCCCGACAACACCGCCGUGGAAAGCGUCACAUACACCGACAAGACCACCAACACUGUCCACACCCUCCCAGCAACAGACAUCAUCAUCGCCGCCGGGCCCUGGACGCGCUCCGUCUACCCCUCCGCCCCAAUCAGCGCCCUCCGCGCCCACUCCGUCACCAUCAAACCCUCCCGCCCAGUCUCAGCCUACGCCCUCUUCACCCAAAUCAAGCUCCCCUCCCCCUUCACCCGCGGCGCAACCCCCCUCAACCCCUCCACCCAAAUCGCGACCCCCGAAAUCUACGCCCGCCCCCACAACGAAGUCUACGCCUGCGGUGAUGGCGACCACCUCGUCCCGCUCCCCGCAACAUCCUCCGAAGUCCAAUGCGACGAGUCCCGUUGUCAGGAUAUCGUUGAUUACGUCGGGAGCAUCAGUGAUGAGCUACGGGAUGGGGAGGUUACGGCGCGACAGGCGUGUUAUUUGCCCAGUGUGGAGGGGAGUAGUGCGCCGCUUGUGGGAGGCACUGGGGUGAGGGGCGAGGUGUUGGCGUGUGGGCAUACGUGUUGGGGGAUUUGUAAUGGGCCGGGGACGGGGAAGGUUGUUGGGGAGAUUGUGUUUGAGGGGAAGGCGAGGAGUGCGGAUGUUGAGGGGUUGGAUCCGAGGGGUUAUGUGUAG
Fulvia fulva is the source of this 1284-nucleotide messenger RNA. Its product is annotated as Putative oxidoreductase. Gene Ontology annotation, biological process: retrograde transport, endosome to Golgi. The transcript has a single exon. Bases 1 to 1284 code for a protein of 427 amino acids. The record is from RefSeq and is a predicted model, not a curated record. Gene Ontology annotation, cellular component: cytoplasm; late endosome. Gene Ontology annotation, molecular function: oxidoreductase activity. Lineage: Eukaryota; Fungi; Ascomycota; Dothideomycetes; Mycosphaerellales; Mycosphaerellaceae.